Molecule: messenger RNA, 1324 nt
Organism: Anopheles bellator
Lineage: Eukaryota; Metazoa; Arthropoda; Insecta; Diptera; Culicidae
Gene: tun
Product: protein N-terminal glutamine amidohydrolase
Exons: 4
Coding region: 689-1324 (211 amino acids)
Cellular component (GO): cytosol; nucleus
Molecular function (GO): protein-N-terminal glutamine amidohydrolase activity; protein-N-terminal asparagine amidohydrolase activity
Source: RefSeq, a predicted model, not a curated record
CGCUCUGCUUUAGCAUCGGAACCAGUCUUUGCGGUGUUGUGCAUAAUUCACAGUGAGUUAUUGUGCGUUCGGAUAGCCAGUAGCGGCAAUUGUUCAUCGUCCGCACGUAAAACACACCAAAUCGCCCAAUCACAGAAAGCGUCAGUAGCAGCCUUUGGAGUGUUUACUUUGUUUCACUCGUAGUGAGUUUCAGAGAUCCUCAAAGUUGACUAGUUGAGCAGGUUUUGCGUUGCGUAUCCAGUCCAUAAAUUCACCCGCCAGCCAGACUAAUAAAGUGGCCGACAUCAGGCACCAGCAUAAUUAAAGCAUUGGCGGCCGCACCAGAGUACGGUAAACGUUAAAGCCCGAAAAGAUCAACAGCCAAGCAGCAAAAGCUAAAGAGCACCCACAAUUUAAGCGUGACAAUGAACACACAGCGUGCGGAACAGAUUUGCUGGGAGAAAGGGUGGUAGGAAAAUCUAUCAGUAACAUCAACAAAGCGCGACAGCAGCUCGUUGUGCCAUUAGUGCGAGAGCCAGAAGCUUUCGCUUGUGCCAUGUUCUAUUGUCUCGAGUGAGAGCUUCGGGGAGAGCAAGCAUCACAGCAGCAGCAGCAACCUAAGAAAACCCAGCAACCUAAGAAAACUGCAAGCGCCCAGAGAGAACAUAAAAGCAACCCGUCAACGAGAGAAGAGAGAUCGGCGGUGAAAAUGUCGACAAACGAUGCCAACUUUAUGCUGUUUCCAAACAUUAGCGACUGCUCCUACGUUUCAUGUUACUGCGAGGAAAACGUGUGGAAGCUGUGUGAGCAGGUCAAGAAAACACACCCGUCUGAGCUGACGAAAUGCUAUGCCGUGUUUGUGUCGAAUGAACGACGAACCGUACCGCUAUGGCGGCAAAAGGCAGGCCGCGGCGACGAGAAGCUGGUGAUAUGGGACUACCAUGUGUUUUUCAUGCACAAUCCGUCACCCAAUCGAUGUCUGGUAUUCGAUCUCGACACGACCCUACCGUUCCCGACCUACUUUCAUAAAUACGUUACCGAAACGUUCCGGUCGGAUUAUGCCUUAACACCGGAACAUCACAGGUUCUUCCGAGUGAUACCGGCAGAGAAGUAUCUGGCCGAGUUUUCGUCCGACCGACGACAUAUGCGUAGACCGGAUGGGUCCUGGAUAAAACCACCUCCCUCCUACACGCCCAUCCAGACUAACGCAAGUUCACAUAGUUUGGACGAUUUCAUAUGCAUGAAACCAGGUAAAGGACCAGGCGCAGUUCACGACCUACUUCACUUUGUACAGCAGUUUUACAAACCGCCGGAUCGGAACAUUGGAACUAAAACGCAAAAUUAA